This is a messenger RNA of Lachancea mirantina, 663 nucleotides long. The record is from the annotation of a GenBank genome assembly. Lineage: Eukaryota; Fungi; Ascomycota; Saccharomycetes; Saccharomycetales; Saccharomycetaceae.
AUGUUGCGAAACGGACCAUCCUUUUUCAAACCAUCGGAAACAAUUGAUCGGCCUCUCCAUUUCAGAUUGUUGAAGUCUGACAGUAUAGCGACCGCGUUUCCGGUUUAUUCCGCGCAAGAUAUUCCUGAAGGCCUUGUACAUCACCUUCACGACCAAUUUAAUGCCGAAAUUGAAGCAGGUAAUACUUAUCCGCUAUUAGAGAAGCUUUCGCUUGACGAGUUCGUCAAUUAUUGGUUCCAUUCCUUUUGUGUUGUAGUUAUCAAAACGGAUGCUGAUCAAAUCAAUGCCUCCUGGACCAAUUGGAACGAGUUGUUUCUCGGAACUUUCUACAUCAAACCAAACUACGUGGGCCGCUGUUCCCACAAUUGUAACGGAGGUUUCCUAGUCAGCUCUCACCACAGAGGCCAGAAAAUUGGCUACAGAUUGGGUCAAGUUUAUUUGAAAUGGGCACCGCUUCUAGGCUACCAAUAUUCGGUAUUCAAUCUUGUUUUCGCCACAAAUGUGGCCAGUUGGAAGCUUUGGGAUGCGUUCAAGUUCAAUCGCAUCGGUUGUAUUCCUAAAGCCGCCGUCUUGAAAGGACACGACGAUCGUGUCGACGCCAUUAUGUAUGGUAAAGAUCUCACUUCCGUCGAACCUGAGCUCUUGCAUGACUUAACUAUAUAA